AGUGGGUUCCCCGCCUUCCUUCGCCCUUUUCUCUCCUUCGUUUCGUUUCUCUCUGCCUUUUCUUAGGGUUUAAUAUUUAUAGAUUCUUUUCCAAAUUUCCUCUUUCUCCUCCGCAGUUAGGGUUCCCAAUGAUGGAGAGGUCAUCGUCUCAACCGUCCGAUUCAAAGCCGACCGCCGCCGGAGCAGCCCGAUUCCUGUCCAAUCUCCCUUCUCGCGGCCUCUUCUCCUCCACUGUUAUUUCCUCUAAUCCGGGUGGAAUGCGAGUGUACGUUUGCGAUCACGACACAUCACCACCAGAGGAGCAGCUUAUCAAGACAAACCAAACAAAUAUAUUAAUUAGGUCUCUAAUGCUGAAGAAACAGAAGAGCGAUUCUAGUUCAAAAGAUGGAAAAGCUCAUGCAGCUAAUGAAUGUUCCAGUUCCAAAAAAAGGGCUGCUGAUAGGGCAUUGGAGAGUAGGGCUAAAAGGGGAACGACAAGCAGUCAAGUUUUGACUCGGCAAGGCAAGUCCGAAUUUAAGUUUCCUUCCAUCUUGGAUUAGAUGAUUCUUUUUUGAAAGAACUUUGUUCGUAUUUAUGUGGGACCAUUUUUGUUUGGAGUAAUUGGAGCGGUCGGGUGAAAAUAUUCACUAUUGUUGAGUUUUUAAAUUGUUUUCUUCUGCUUCAAGAAAAGUGGUGAAAUCUGCAUUUCUUGUCUGUGAAACAGUUGAAUGCUUCGGUAGUUGUUUCCAUGCACAAAUUUUAUCCACCUGAGGCCGUUUUUCUUGGAUGCUUUGGGUUCUACCACUGGACAGCUUCUCCAGUUUGUUCUAAUGGUUUAUCGUUAAUAUAUACGUCAUUAAUUGGUAUUUUUGUUUCUGGAAUGUGCAGAAGGAUCAAAAUCGCGAUUGCCUGAGAAAGAUCUGCAGAGUUUAACAGUAGAGAGAAUUCGUGCACUUUUAAAGGAGAAAGGUCUUUCCUUGAGAGGAAGAAAGGCAAGAACCAUCUUACUCAUUAUCGCAAUGACAUUGAUUUUGCUUUGAUUUUUCGCGUCUCGGAUGGUUGUUAUGGAUUCUAGUUAUCGUAUCAUGGGUUAUUAGAUAAGCACUUGAAUGAUAAAUCUUGCCAUGAAACUUCAUUUACAAACUAUGCAUUUUAAAAUGAUAGGAAAUACAGAAAGGGUUGGUAGGACAGGGAUUGGGGCUAGCUUAUAGAUUGGCCCUGGUCUGUGUUAUGGGAAUAAUGUUAUCCUAUGUUGGAAAGACAAACUGGAUUUCAUUUUCAGGAGUAGCAAGUAGUAAUCUUGAAUGCUGACACCAUUACAAUCACUAGAAAGGUGGAAUUUAACAAAACUAUUAGUAUAACGAUACAACUUAUGAUCACUAGCAGGGCAUAACUAGAAAGUAUUGGUGCCUUUUGUGGAUAUUUCAUUGUGUGAAUCCACAUUCAGCCUUUGAGAAUAUUGCCAUAUUGGUUUCUUAUUGGCACAAACAUAGAAGGACAGGUUCCCGAGCUUUGUGUUUCUGUUUUAGAGCAUCUCGUUUGAUAUUGUUUUGGGCACUGUAAAAGUACUAGCCAUGUGCAACUUAGAACAACCAAAGAUCUAUGAGAUCUCUCUCUUACAUGAAUGCUCCAUUUGUGACUGGGACAGGAUGAAUUGAUUGCACGGUUAAGAGGCGCAAACCAGUAAAGUUAGAGCUGGGAAGAGAACUUCUAUGACAUUUAAUGAGAAAUCUCUAGGUUUUGUCGUAACCAUAUGGGCUAGUUUUGGGAAGUGGCUGUUCUGUUGUAAAAUGUAAUAGCCUUUUUGUCAUCAAAUAUGUAAAUCUGCAGUUGUUGUGGUGUUCAUGUUGAGACUUGAGAGAUGAGAGGGAUCAUGUAGUUCAAUCUUUGACCCGAUAUGGGACAUGCAUGUAGCAAUAUCCAACUUGACCCUUCAAGAACUUUGCAACUUUGCUUUUGCAUUUCCCAUCCUUUUAAUGCUUACUUCCAUUCCGUCAGAUACUUGCUACUUUUGCAAACCG
Molecule: messenger RNA, 2000 nt
Organism: Oldenlandia corymbosa var. corymbosa
Lineage: Eukaryota; Viridiplantae; Streptophyta; Magnoliopsida; Gentianales; Rubiaceae
Source: the annotation of a GenBank genome assembly